This is a messenger RNA of Brachypodium distachyon (stiff brome), 1478 nucleotides long. RefSeq names its product cinnamoyl-CoA reductase 1. The record is from RefSeq and is a predicted model, not a curated record. Lineage: Eukaryota; Viridiplantae; Streptophyta; Magnoliopsida; Poales; Poaceae. Gene Ontology annotation, molecular function: oxidoreductase activity, acting on the CH-OH group of donors, NAD or NADP as acceptor. The coding region runs from base 191 to 1156 and encodes 321 amino acids. The transcript has 6 exons.
GCUGGCUCAAAAUCCCUGCAGCAUCACAUGAGUGCUUGAAUUGAUGAUACGGCCACGUGACGGCCGCAAGGUUGAUCCUCUUCGCGUCUACAGUACGGACGCCACCGUCCAUCCUCAUACCGUAGCUUGUUAUCUUUUUUUCUUCUUUUAAGUGCUCCAUCGAUCAACAACACAAUCCAGCCAUAGUAAAAUGGAGGCCGCCGGGAGGACAACGACGGCAUGCGUGACCGGCGCCGGCGGCUUCGUGGCCUCAUGGCUGGUCAAGCUGCUUCUCUCCCGUAGCCGCUACACCGUCCGCGGCACAGUUCGUGAUCCCGGUAACGCCAAGAACGCGCACCUCGCGGCGUUGGACGGGGCCGGGGAGAGGCUGCGGCUGCUCAAGGCGGAGCUGCUGGACUACGGCAGCAUGGCGGCGGCCAUCGCCGGCUGCGACGUCGUCUUCCACGUGGCCUGCCCCGUCCUCGACGCCCCGACUCCCGACCCUGAGGCUGAGAUACUUGCUCCGGCUGUGACCGGCUCGAUCAAUGUCCUCAAGGCUUGCUCUGAGGCCAAGGUUAAGAGGGUCGUGGUGGUGUCUUCCGUCUCUGCUGUCAUGGUGAAUCCCAACUGGCCUCGAGGCAAGGUCAUGGAUGAAGACUGCUGGACUGAUGUCGACUACUGCAGAACCACCCAGAAUUGGUACUGCCUCGCGAAAACCCUGGCAGAGCGUGAAGCCUUCGCCUAUGCAAAGACAAGUGGACUAGAUGUUGUGACAGUCUGCCCGUCCUUGGUGAUCGGCCCCUUGCUGCAGCCUACUGUCAACGCUAGUACUGCGAUAAUAGUUGAUUACUUGAAAGGUGAACGUGAGGUAGAGAACAAAACCAGGAACUUCGUGGAUGUUCGCGACGUUGUCGACGCUCUUGUCUUGGUGUGUGAAACCCCGGAGGUCUCUGGACGGUACAUCUGCAGCUCAUAUUCAUGGAAGGUCUCUGAUGUCAUUGGCCUGCUGAAAAGCAUGUAUCCCACUUACAAAUUUGCCAACAAGUUUGUCCAAGUCAGUGAUGAGCCUUCAUAUAGUUCCCAGAAGCUUGAGAUGCUGGGCUGGAAAAUCAAGCCACUCGAGGAGACCCUCAGGGACAGUGUUGAAUCAUACAAGGCUGCAGGUUUCCUGGAUUAAGCAAGCAGUGUCUUGUAUAUCCCUCCAUUGUCUCUAGCUAGGAAACUAGCUAUUACUAUUGCUGUUGUAUUGCAUAAAUUGUUGUUGUUUUGCAACUGGAGGCUGUAGUGCUGGAGCUCUGUGAUAGUAAUAGUUGGCACACUUGAAGCAGCAACUUGGUCUUUCUACUUCUAGUUAGCUUGCUUUCCGUACAAUUACGAGCAUUCCAGUGUUUGUCUAUUGGUACUUCUUUUGAACUUUGUAAGAGAUGAACCUUUUGUUGGAUGUGUCCAUCCUCUUGAUGCAGACACUGAAGAGCAAUAAAAUUUUCCAUUUCAGAAAA